This is a messenger RNA of Lates calcarifer (barramundi perch), 3261 nucleotides long. RefSeq names its product brain-specific angiogenesis inhibitor 1-associated protein 2-like. Gene Ontology annotation, molecular function: protein binding; cytoskeletal adaptor activity. Gene Ontology annotation, cellular component: cytosol; nucleoplasm. Gene Ontology annotation, biological process: plasma membrane organization; actin filament bundle assembly; positive regulation of actin filament polymerization. NCBI's taxonomy places the organism in Eukaryota, Metazoa, Chordata, Actinopteri, Centropomidae. The record is from RefSeq and is a predicted model, not a curated record.
CAGCUGUGGAGAAGGAAGGUGUGUUUAGUUGGAGGAGUGGGGCUUCGGGAGCGCAGCAUCGUCUCACUCUCUCACGGGCGCAUCGCCUCGCCUGUGGUUUGAACGACCUCGUGCAGCGUUUUUAACCCAUUUCCACCCCCCUUUUACGCGGAUACACGUCUCAAGGAAAAAAACCGUUUAUGGUCCUGGCUGAAGAUUUCACGAUGUCUCGCACCGACGAGGUUCACCGCUUGACGGAAAAUGUCUAUAAGACCAUCAUGGAGCAGUUCAACCCCUGCUUACGGAACUUUGUUGCCAUGGGGAAGAACUAUGAGAAGGCCCUCGCCAAUGUGACAUUUGCUGCCAAAGGCUACUUUGAUGCUCUGGUCAGAAUGGGUGAGCUGGCCAGUGAGAGUCAAGGAUCCAAAGAUUUGGGGGAUGUGCUGUUCCAGAUGGCUGAGGUCCACAGACAGAUCCAAGUGCAGCUAGAGGAGAUGUUGAAAUCCUUCCACAACGAGCUGCUCUCCGAGCUGGAGAAGAAGGUGGAGCUGGAUGCUCGUUAUCUGACUGCUGCCCUUAAGAAAUACCAGAUGGAACACAAGAGCAAAGGGGAGAGUCUGGAGAAGUGCCAGGCUGAACUGAAGAAGCUGCGCAGGAAGAGCCAGGGCAGUAAGAACCCCUCCAAGUACGGAGAGAAGGAGAUGCAGUUUGUGGAGACCAUCAGCAGUAAGCAGACUGAGCUGGACACCUUCAUCGCUGAGGGAUACAAGACAGCCUUGUCCGAGGAGCGUCGCAGGUACUGCUUCCUGGUGGACCGCCAGUGUGCCGUGGCCAAGAACAGCAGUGCCUACCAUGGCAAGGGUAAAGACCUUCUGACCCAGAAGAUCCCAGUGUGGCAACAGGCUUGUUCAGACCCAAACAAGCUGCCAGAGAGGGCCAUGCUUCUAGCCCAGCAGAUGGGCUCUGCUGCCCUCGGGGGCACAAGCCCCCUGCAUACCUCCAAAUCCAACCUGGUUAUCUCAGACCCCAUACCUGGAGCUCAGCCUCUUCCUGUGCCCCCAGAGCUGGCCGUCUUCAUGGGCAGUGGCCUCGGACACCCAGCGAGGCUGAUGGGCCCUGAUGGUAUGUCCAUGGUCAAUGGGACAACAGGAGUCCACGGAGAGGAAUAUUGGACGGACGGGGGGACUAUGUCCGUGUCUCAAGUCAGGCCUUCGUCCCCUCAGACCCAGGCGCAGGGCCAGUCCCAGGCUCAGCCUCAGAGACAGGUCAGCGAUGUCUACUCCAACACCCUCCCUGUGCGCAGGCCUGCCCCCGCCAAGAAUAAGAACCCCGUGGGUGAGACACGGACCCUUCCCAGGUCCAGUUCCAUGGCAGCAGGCCUGGAAAAGAAUGGCCGCUCCCGCGUCCAGGCCAUCUUCUCCCACGCUGCGGGUGACAACAGCACCCUGCUCAGCUUUUCCGAGGGAGAUGUCAUUACCCUGUUAGUGCCUGAAGCCCGCGAUGGCUGGCACUAUGGGGAGAAUGAGAAGAACAAGAUGCGUGGCUGGUUCCCAUUCUCCUACACACGUGUGCUGCCUGACAGCGACGGCGAGAAGCUCAGAGUGAAUUUGCACCAUGGGAAAAGUAGCAGCACAGGGAACUUGUUGGAGAGCGAUGCAUCACUGCCCACACCUGACUAUGGCCUGACCGCCCGGCUGCUGGCACAGAGCCUAGCACAGACCCGCCCACGACCCUACAGCAUGGCAGGCUUUGGCACACAGCCUGCAAUUGAGGAUUACGACGGCCGCUUUGCCACAAGUGACCGUUCCCUGGAGGUCUACCUCCGGCCCACCUUCACUGAUGACCGAUCUGCACCCAUCUUCUACUAGCGGCCUGCUGUCCCCUUUUGUCCACUCAUGGGCCCCUAUUUUCACAAGGGGGGGGAGAAAGAACAUGGCCGACACCGGCAUGUUUUAAGUUGUGUGAUUGAGGGUCAAAGACCACAUUACAGUACUAAGAAUCUAGUUUCUUUGCCGUGGUAAUUCACCCAGAGAAUGUUCAUCCAAUUCUCGUGAUGUUUUGCGAACGCUUCCACAAACGUUGAAUGUCUCAGCCUUGGACAUUCAAGUGCAAGUGUGACAGUAGAUUUUAUUAGUUAUUUAGAUCAGCACCAGUUGUGGAUAAGGUAUGGCUAAUAGGUUUUACUAGUAAAGCUGGCACAUUAUUAUUUAUCUGCACUCUAUAAUGGGAUUUCUGUUUUCUUCAACACUGUACACUGUAAAUUUCAUUUGAGGAUUAUUUACAUUAAUGAGCAGUGAAGGCACACUCUGCAUUUGUUGUUUCAAGUGAGGCUCAAGUUUGAAUAUAAGAUGGUCGGUAACAGUUUUCAGUGCAUCACUGUGAUAUACACUGAGGACAAAGUGUAGACUGGACACUGCCACAGAAAGCUAGAACUGGAAAGUUGCUGAGUGAACUGUAAUUCUGCUUUUGUUAAGUGAUAUAAUACUAUAUAUUUACUAGUUGUGAUACAGUAUACCCAGAUUUUCAAUGUGGGAACUGUGCCUUCUACUUUUUUUUUUCCUUUUAAAUAUAGGCUUCACACAGCAUUGACUCAAUCAUUCUGUAAACUGGGAUUAUAUCCCCUUUUUGUUUGCUUGUAAUGUCACUCUUUUGGCUCAGCAAGCUCCAGUACAGUGCAAUUGCAAUUCAGCUGAAAUAAUACAAGAAUAUUUAGAAUUGCUAUUCCUUUUUUUUUUCCUUUUAUUCUUUUCACUUUGAAUUUCAGUAAUAUCUAAGCUGCCAGGAGAUGAAAAACAGUGCAUACAUAAUGGGUCAUUUUUUUAAAAAAUAUAUAGCUUUGAGGGAGUGGUAGCUUAUCAGAUAAGGUACAGUAUUAUCAUAGCUUUUGAUCAUUCAUUCUCAGUAUUAUACACUCAUCUGGGAGAAGCGCUUAGAGCAGAGGCAUUUAAGUGUGUAUGUAUGUGGGGAUAGUGGUGAAAUUAUAUGCGAUGGAAGAGCAGGAAUGUGUAUGGAUGGGUCAGUGAGCUACAAAUGCCUCUUAGACAGCUACAAUUCAACUGUCACAUCAUGAAAAGUGGAUGAGUCCUUUACACUGAGUGAAAUGAUCACGCUUUUAUUACAUAGCUCAUUCGGGCAGCAAGUUUCCAGUGCUUUUUUUACUUUUAUAUAGCUUUCGUUUUGUCCAUUUCUCACCUUUGUCCCUGUUUGUAUUAUAUCUGUACUGUACAGAAAGUGCAUAUAAAUUAUCCUGUCCAAAAUAAAUCUAAAUGGGCACAAACGUCA